UCGUGUAUUACCAUAUACAUGUAUAUGUGACAUCCGUGUCAAAGAGAGCCUCAAUUGUUUUGAUUUUUUCGCCCAAAACUCUUCGUGCCUAGUUUAUCGCCAAUUUCGAAACGGUCCUUGGGAAACUCGCGGCCUUUCGUGCAGCCAGGCCUCGUGUUCGGAAAAGUUUUCGGGUCUGUAACGGGCCAGUUAGCCUAUAUACCCCGUGGCCCCGUAUUAUAUUAUAUACACUCUCUCAUUGUGUACAUAUGUAUGUAAUGCGUGUACAUGUAUAGAAAAGAGAGUCUUCCGUGUGUCAUUGCUCUCUUUGUUGUCUUUCAAUUUUUUUGUGUAUUUUUGCGCACGAUCUCGCUGAUAGCUGUUGCUGCAUCUGCGGUUUUGUGAAAUUUGUUUCGAUUCGUAUAGCGUUGACAAUCGUUUCCCGUGGUUCAUGUUCAAGCUUGGAAUAUGUUACAGCUACUGCGAGUACAGUCGGCCGAGGGCACCAAAAGAAUCGAGGUAAAACCCGACGAGACUAUAGCUCAACUUUUUGAAAAGGUUCAUGAUGCCUUUGAUUUGAGGAGUUUUGGAUUUGGACUCUUUAAAGAGAGAAAUCAUAAAGGUGAAAUUGUGUCUUCUAAAAGCAAUACAAUUAAAGAUGCUGGAUUGAAGCAUGGAGAUUUAUUGUACAUGGCUCCAGUUAAUGGAGCAAUUCUGUGGGAAACAUCUUCUAGUAACAUCCCCAAUGAUAUUUAUGAAUCUAUGAUUGUGUCUCCAAGUACAAGCAAAGGCAUGCCUAGACAAAUUAUCACUCAUACAGUCAAAUCUAGUGAUAAAAAUGAAGAUGAAGUUGACCAAUUACUUUGGAAACAAGAUGGUAAAAUACAAAGGAAGAAAGAUGACAGAUUUUGUCGUCAUGGUGCAAAUGCUUGCUGUGUGCACUGUUCACCUCUAGAACCGUUUGAUGAAGCAUAUCUCAAGGAACAGAAUAUAAAACAUAUGUCAUUUCACACUUACCUAAGAAAAAUGACAGCAGGUGUAGAUAGGGGAAAAUUUUUACAAUUAGAGGAUAUUAAUUGUAGCAUAAGAAAUGGUUGCAAAGAUCAUCCACCAUGGCCAAAAGGUAUUUGCAGCAAGUGCCAGCCAAAUGCAAUAACUCUCAACAGACAGCCUUAUAGACACGUUGAUAAUGUAAUGUUUGAAAAUACCAAUUUAGUAGAACGAUUUUUGAAUUAUUGGAGAAUAACAGGGCAUCAGCGUAUUGGUUAUUUAUAUGGUAGAUAUGAAAUUCACUCUGACGUACCUUUAGGUAUAAGAGCAGUAGUAGCAGCAAUUUAUGAACCGCCACAAGAAAGUACCAGGGACAACAUUGUUCUUUUAGCUGAUGAAAGAGAGAGUUUGGUGGAUGACUUGGCUCGAUCUUUAAAUUUGCAAAAAGUUGGUUGGAUUUUUACAGAUUUAAUUGCUGAUGACAUAAAGAAAGGAACAGUUAAACAUGUAAGAAAUAUUGAUAGCCACUUUUUAUCCGCACAAGAAUGUAUAAUGGCUGGUCAUAUACAGAAUCAACUUCCAAACCCUUGUCGCUUUUCACCAAAUGGUUAUUUUGGCUCAAAAGCUGUGACUGUAUGUGUUACAGGUGAUAAUAAAAACCAAGUGCAUAUGGAAGGCUAUCAAGUUACUUCCCAAUGUAUGGCGUUAGUUCGAGACGGUAUUUUAAUACCGACAAAAGAUGCCCCUGAAUUGGGUUACGUUCGUGAAUCUUCAAAUAAGCAAUAUGUUCCAGAUGUGUAUUACAAGGAAAAAGACUCUUAUGGGAACGAGGUGUCGAGACUUGCGAGACCCUUACCCGUGGAAUAUUUGUUGGUCGAUGUGCCUGCAUCAACGCCGCUCACUCCGCAGUAUACUUUCUAUGCCAACGAGAAAAUCACCCCUUUUCCCGUGGAACACAGAUUGGUCGAUGGACAAAUUCAAGAGUUCAAUGUCCUGGCUACUUAUUUGCAACAGUUCACUCCUGAAAAGUUUUUGGAAGCUGUUUCAGAUUUCCAUUUUCUCAUUUACAUUGCAGGCAUGGAUAUGCUUCCAUUGAAGAGUCAUAUGGGUCCUUUAUUAGAUGCUAUUCGUACUCAAAAUCGUCGAAAGGCCAAUGAAUGGGCCCGUUCUGCACACUGGGCUACAGUGGAGGAAUUGAUUUCUGCUACAACUAUGAGUUCGCAACCAACUACUCGCAAUGCAACAUUUGGAAAUAUUCCAGCCGGCUCUGCAGCAGAUGAGGCAGGAAUAAAUGUUGAAUCAGGAACUAAUGACAGUUCCAGUAAUGAAAUUUCUCUGUGGACAUGUACAUAUUGUACUUUCCUUAAUCCUGCUGAAAUCAACAACUGUGAAAUGUGCAGUUUACCAAGAAUGUAAAUGUAAAUUUUCAAAUUAUUGGAGACAAGAGAUCCUCUAACAGCACACAAGACUAAUAUAAAGUCUAUUGUUGACUGAUCAUGCUGUUCUUAAGCACUCUUAUUCACAUUUUUAUUAACGGUAUAUGAGAAAAAUAAAAUUGUGAUAAAGAAUCAAAGUCAUCGUAAAAUCAGCAGCAAGGUUUUGUAAAACCUUGAUUUGUAAUUACAGUUAUAUGCAGUGAAUGUUUUUGCAGUAAAUAAGAGUGAUUUUUGUCAUCUUUUCACUAACUUACAUAUUUAGAGAAAAUUAAUUAAUGAAAGAAGUUCAUUUAAGUGUAAUAAUAAAAGAAGCAUCAGAUU
Molecule: messenger RNA, 2726 nt
Organism: Trichogramma pretiosum
Lineage: Eukaryota; Metazoa; Arthropoda; Insecta; Hymenoptera; Trichogrammatidae
Gene: Npl4
Product: nuclear protein localization protein 4 homolog
Exons: 12
Coding region: 448-2385 (645 amino acids)
Biological process (GO): ubiquitin-dependent protein catabolic process
Cellular component (GO): nucleus
Molecular function (GO): ubiquitin protein ligase binding; ubiquitin binding
Source: RefSeq, a predicted model, not a curated record